Molecule: messenger RNA, 819 nt
Organism: Cercospora beticola
Lineage: Eukaryota; Fungi; Ascomycota; Dothideomycetes; Mycosphaerellales; Mycosphaerellaceae
Product: SGNH/GDSL hydrolase family protein
Molecular function (GO): phosphatidylcholine lysophospholipase A1 activity
Source: RefSeq, a predicted model, not a curated record
AUGGAGCAACGAAUCAAGUCAUGGCGGCAAGUAUGCUUCAUCGCAUUUACGGCUGUCUUCUUCUUGAUUAUCUUGUCAAUGGUCUCUAUGUCGCGCGGGACAUCAAGUGGUCUUGGUUUCGGCCAUAGCAGCAAAAUACCGCUUCGCAUACUUCCUCUUGGCGACAGUACAACGAGAGGUGGUCCAGAUGAUCGCUUUAAUGCUUACCGCCCGGCUCUUCGCAACAUGCUGAUCGGAUCUGGUCAAUCCACAGACUACAUAGGAUCGCUGAAACACGGAGACAGUCUCGACAACGAUCAUGAAGGUCAUGCUGGUCUACUAAUCAAAGAAAUUCGGAGAGCGAUCGCAGACGAUAACAUUCUACUCCAACAUCCAAACGUCAUCCUACUGCACGUCGGCACAAACGACAUGAACACAUAUUUUGGCCAAGCGCCCGUGGAUCCGUUCGAGGAAGCACCACAACGGCUCAACACCUUGGUCGAAGCAGUGUUGUGCGAAUGCCCCGACGCAGUCCUGCUCGUUGCCAAAAUCAUUGACAAUACACAAUUCCCACAACUGGUGCAGACCUACAACUCUGGCGUCGAAAUCAUAGUGGCGCAUUGGCAAGCGCAGGGCUACAAAGUACGAGUGGCAGAUCACUCUGCUAUUGGAGGCACCGACCUCUCAGGCGACGGACUCCACCCUCAAAACGUAGGAUACGAGAAAAUGGCACGCGUUUGGUUCGACACGAUGCAAGAUCUUCCAUCAGACUGGAUUCAACCUCUACGAGAUGCCAGCCUAAUGUCUACGCCCGAGUGUCGAGCAAAAUUACUGUCAUAA